AUGUCCCGCAGGGGUCCGUGUUGGGGCCCCUGCUGUGGAACCUCGGGUACGACACGGUCCCGCAGAUUGCCUCCCCCCAGCUGUGGUGUCGUCUGUUACGCCGACGACACCAUCGUGGUGGUUGGGGGGUCCGACUGGGGCAAAGCGAGAAGGACGGCCGAGCAAGCCGUACAGCAAGUCGUGCGCGCCAUUGAGGUGGCGAGGAAAAAGACGGAGGCCCUAUAUUCCCACAGGGUCUUCGUCAGGGAUGGUCCCCCGCCAACCGAGAGGCCCUGGGUCCUGGUUGGCAACACCCCAGUCCAGAUCGGGCCCUACGUCAAGUACCUGGGCCUGAUACUGGACGGUUCCUGGAGCUUCGGUGAGCACUUCCGCUGGCUGGCCUUGCGUUUUGAGAGGGCGACGACCGCACUGGGUCGCCUGCUCCCCAACGUGGGAGGCCCCGGGGCGAGGCGGCACAUGGCCAUCAGGGCUGCGAGGACAUACCGUAUGACUUUCCACGCAUUGGCGACGACCCUGUCCGGCAUGCCUCCCCUGGAUCUAGUAGCGCGGGCUCAGGCCCGCGUUUACGAGCGGGCGCGACAGAUCCGGCAAGGGAGCGAGACGGUGAUGAACAGGGUCCGUCCCCUACUGAGGCUCCAGGCCCAGCGGUCCUUGAUCGAGGAGUGGCGCGCGCGCCUGAGCAGUUCAGGCUGCGUGGGCCAAUGGACCGUCGGGGCUCUGGCCCCGGUGCUAGCGGACUGGCUGGACCGGGGCUGGGGCAGGGUGUCCUUUCGGAUGGCGCAGGUGUUCACCGGAUACAGAUGUUUUGAGAAAUUCCUGUGCCGAAUCCGGAGGGAAUGCACGACUCGCUGUCACCACUGCCCGGUUGAUACGGGUAAGGAGGGGAACACCGCGCUCCACACGCUGGCGACAUGCCCGGCGUGGAAGCGUGAGCGCGGUGUCCUACGGGCGAGAUUGAUGUCCGGCGAGGACUUGUCCCUUGGCACUCUGGUGCGAGCGAUACUGAGGGACGAGUCCACUUGGGAGGCGGCCUUCUUCUUCUGUCAUGUCAAGGAAGGAUGA
This is a messenger RNA of Monomorium pharaonis (pharaoh ant), 1062 nucleotides long. RefSeq lists its product as uncharacterized. The coding region runs from base 1 to 1062 and encodes 353 amino acids. The record is from RefSeq and is a predicted model, not a curated record. The transcript has 2 exons. Lineage: Eukaryota; Metazoa; Arthropoda; Insecta; Hymenoptera; Formicidae.